Molecule: messenger RNA, 6183 nt
Organism: Cyanistes caeruleus (blue tit)
Lineage: Eukaryota; Metazoa; Chordata; Aves; Passeriformes; Paridae
Source: RefSeq, a predicted model, not a curated record
CGUCGGAAGCCUUGAUGCAUGUAGUGUGUGUUUACUGCAGCUGGAGUGGGCCACAGACCAGAGAAUAGUGACAAAGAAACUACCUCACUGGAAAUGCCCUCAUUACCAGCUUCUGAUGGGUUUCAAAAUCCAGUCCAGUCUUCAGGACUAAAUUCCAAGAUCUGUAAUCCCACAAAUCAAUUACUUGAUCGUUCUGUCUCUGCCCCUGCUUCAAUUUGCUCAUCUGAAUCCAGCCUCACAGAGCCCAUUGAUCCUAGAGCCGUCAAGACUUCUGACUCUUCACCUGAACACCAGAUAACCCCAGAAAAAGAGCAUCCUCUGGUAUUACAGCAUCAUUCCAAUAGCUCUUCCUCAACAAAUAAUGACCCCUCUUCGCACACUGGAGAUGGAACCUGCUCCAAUCCAGCUUGCCUUUCACAGAAGACACUCAAAGAAGCAUUUAGUGCUGACAUUUUAAAGGAAUGUAAUGCUAAAAGACAAGAUCAUGGUCAGGAACUUCCUCUGGAAGUGGCAAAAGUCAAUUUGGCUGAUGCUGCUGCCAAGCACAGGCAGGAUAAAGAUGUCUGUCUGUCUUCAGAGCAGGAGCAAAAAUAUGAGCUUCCUACAGACCAUCGGAUGUGCAAAGAGCCAGAAAAGGAACAUCUUGAGGAGCAAACUGAGACAACUGACCCAGAACCUCCUAGCUGUGUUGGUGGGGUUGAGAAACCUGCUGUGGCAGAAGCCAAACAGCCAGAAAAUCCUCCCAUGGAAAUGAGAGCUGGACUGGAGAGAACAGGUCUUUCCUGUGUGAAAGGGAGUAUCCAGCUGUCAGCUUCCUGUAGCCAUGUGCACGUGGAAGCCUCCAUGGAAAUAGAUGCAGUGGAGCAGGCUGCAGCUGAAGUGCAGAGCUCAGCAAGGCAGCAGGGGCAGCAGACUGAGAACAGACAUGUAUCCAACCUCAGCUCAGAGGCCUUCUCCAUGGAGGUGGAGUUGCUGAAGUCUCCGUCCUUGAGUGAUCCACUCUCCACCAGUGAUGUCCUGCAGUCUAAAAGCACUGGUGAAAUCCCUGCAGAUUAUCAUGAGUCUGCUAAUUUGGCAGCAGACAGCUCUUCCCCUUCCAGCACCCAACAGCUGGACACAGAUCCAGGAAGACCUUCAGAAGAACCAUGUUUCCCUCUAGCAUCAGCCUUGAAAGAGCUUCACAAACUCUUGGUUAUCAGUCGGAAAGGAGAAUGCAAGAUCCUUGCCUCUGAAGUCUCCCAGCUGGAAAUGGUUCCCAGAGAGCCAGCAGUGCAGCAGAAGGGGCUUCCUGAAGGUGAGCAGGAAGGCUCGGAUCCAGCCAGCCAGGAACAAAGCUGUUCCUCUGCUGAGGUGAGGUCUGACCCUGGAGGAGCAGAGGGGAGCCAGCCUUGUGAUUCUGGCAAAGAGCACAUCAGCACCCUGCCCAUCAGUCCUGGGCAGCCUGUGCUCAGGGGAGGUGCUUUAGAGGGGCAGAAGGGUUCAGGUAAGAGCGAUGUGGUCAUGCUGAAGUCUGCAGCCACCUCUGGCCAGCAGCAGAGCCCAGAGCAGAGGGAGGUUUCGGCAGGAGGUUCUCAUUCUCAGAGUCCACCUAGUCCAACUCUGGAGCAAAGCACACCAGUUUCCUCCACACCUGCUUCAGAUGAAGGAGCACCACAGGACACUCGGAGCCUGUUCACAGGAGCACCUGGGAGAAGAAGCAGUGCUGUUCCUGCAGGUCUGUGGCCGGUGGGUGGGAGUGAGGAACCACGGCUGAGCCCCCCAGCUGCCUACACCAGACUGACCACAGGGGCUUCUCCACGCCCUGCUUUCCCCGAGGGUGAUGUCGACCGGAUCCUUAGUGCUGGUUUUACCCCACAGGAAGCUCUCCAGGCCUUGGAACAAGCGGGUGGAAAUGCAGAUCUUGCUCUUCUCAUUUUGCUAGCCAAGAGCAUUGUUGUUCCCACAUAACUGUGGAAGAGGGAGCUGACUGGGGGAUCUUUUCUUCUACAGGAAUAUCUCAAUUGCACACCACAAUGGACGAGCAGAAUGUUGAGCCAGAUUUUUUUAAUUAUUUGCAGCCAAAGUAACACAUUGCUUCUGUUUCACUCGUUAGAUUUGGGCUUUGAAAGGAAAGAAAAUGUCCUUGCAUUGUGUGGACAGGAUAGUUUUUAAUCAUGUAUACUGGAUUAAAACUACUGGUUUUAUUUAAAUGUACAAUUUUAGAAUAACCUGCAAUGAUACGAAUAAGAAGCAGCAGCCACUGCGCUCACUGCCCUAUCUGGCACAAAGCAGGUUGUGAUGGGAAUUGGCCACAGGUGCACAGGAGGAGAGGUGCACACCGAGUCCAGUGUGGAAUCUGCAUUUGUUGCAGCUCCUUGGAACCCAACAUCCAGCUGUUGAAAUUAUUCUUGCAGCUACUGAAGGUGUGUAGAUGCUCGUGGAUGCAUAAGGCUUUGCCAGAGGAGCGAAGGGGUUUUUUGGGAGUGUGGGUUUUUGUGUGUGCACAGGGAAGGCUGAUGCUUAUUUUUGCCAAACCCUUUUAUGCUUUGAUUUAGAGCUGGACUCAGUGAUUCUUAUGUGUCCCUUCCAGCUUAGAAUAUUCUGUGAUGCUCUUGGGCCAGUGUGUUCCAGUUUACAACAUGGGGAUAGAAGAAGGGAAGGGAUAGAAUUUGGUGCUACCAAAACUUAUAAGAUACAUUUUAACUUAUUUGGAGAUGUGCUGGUAUUAACUGUAGGGAUGGGGGGGAGGGAGAAGGAGUAUUGACAUUUUUUUCUAGCCUUGCCCUCAUCAUGUUUUUCCUCAUGCAAAAAGAACAAGCUCAACCAGUUUAAGGCUAAACCUUUAUGAUGAAUUUCCUUAACAAACCAACUGUGUGUUAUGGCUCUAAAUCUCCCUGUGCCCAGGGAGGAACAAACUUCAUCUCAGUGGCUCCAAGCAGGGCUGUGAUGGGAGGAAGGAAGAAUCUGCUUGGCUGUGGUUUGUCUGGAUGUCCGGGGUUGAUUGCCCUCUUGGCUGUGGAUUGCUAUGGUUGCAUCUUGGACCUCCUCAAGAGUGAGGGCUCCAUUUGUUCAAAUGCUCUGAUGUGGCUUCUGCAUUACAACCAUCAUGGCCUUCUGGGCUAUCUCAGGUGAGUCACCUGAGUGCUGAGGCCUCACUGAGGCUGUGCUGUAGGAAGCCCUUUCCAGAUGCUUUUUUGAGGGGGAAGAACUCCUUUGUGAUGCUCUGCAAAGUCACAAAGCUCUGUCAGGGCUGGGGACAGGAAAGGAAAGCAUGGCUGAAACCAAAUUUUAAGUAGGAGCUUUGAUUUAGUCCCACUUGCAAAUCUCAGAAGUGGCUUUGUGUUAGGUGUUUGUCUUGAACUUAACACAUUGAGCUAAACCUGGAGCAAUGGCUCAGCAGCACCAGACAUUUUUGUUCAUGGCUUCCAUGUGGUGUUGUCGUUGUCUCAGGCCUGUGUCCUGGUGUUUGUGUUCCCUGUUGCUUUAGCAGGUCUCCUGUGUGUGUGCUAGGCUGUUUUUAUGCAGGUGGCAUUUAAAAACAACACAGAUUUGGUUUCAUCUGUCACCUCACAGGAGUUUGUGCUGUCAUUGAGUGCUGGUGUCAGAUUUGCCUCAGACACUUGGGAGAUCCUUUGGAGUAAUAAAGGGCUUUUAGGCAUUCCACUGUCAAAUGGAGCUUCUCUGUGAGCUGGGAUGGUACCAUCCAGACCUGGAGCUCCCAGACAGGUCUGGUUUGUACCCCUCUGCUUGUGCCAGCAGCGGGCACUGCUCCACGUGGGAAGCAGGACCUAGUGACUCACUUGAGCCCUGCUCAAAAUGAGUUACUGAGGCCAGACAACAGCUUUCUCAUCUUCACCAGGCAGGUGAAGGUUUGGUUUAAUAUUCUCCUUGCAAUGAGCACCUCAAAUCAGAGGAAGACCCUCUGUGAAGGGCAACACUUGAGCUGGUACCAGGAGUACAGUAUCAGCAGGUCUCUCUAGAAGCCUUAGGAAAUAGGAUCUAUCAGCCCAUUCCUGUCUGCAUCCUGGUUCACCAUCAGAAGCAGCAGCAGUGAGGCUCCAGAUCCAGAGUGACUUCAGAUGGCUGAACCUGCUCCUGAUUCACACUGCAGGGCUUGGUGAGGUGGCCCUGGGAGCAAAGUAACCCAGGAGCCAGGGGCAGGUUGGCUCUCUUGGAUGCAGGAGAGCUGUACCUGCACCCUUCGCCUGCAGGUGGAUCUACUGCCAGCUGCUUGGAGCAGUAGAUGUUGGUUACUCAGUGUUAGCCCCUUGUAUCUCUGUUUUAGAAGCUGUUGCUCAGCUGGCCCAAGCGGUGCUGCUCUGCACCAAGCUGGUGAGAGGCUCUGCUCUCACAGCCGCACUGACUUAGGCUGUGCAUACAGAAUUUAUGCUAUAAAAGCUUUAGAGCAUCAACCAAUCUGCUUCAAUUCUCACUUUUAUUCCUUGUCAAAUAAAAGUUUUAAAUCCCACCCUUCUGCCAAAGCUGUAUGGGAGCAUUUAUCUAUAGUAACUCUCUCCAAACUGCUAGGAACAAACCCUGACCCCCAACUGAUAAAUAUUUCUAAAACUCUUUUAUCAAGUAGGUCCAAGCCUGGUGAUUUAAAUCUCUUCAUUUUCAAGCCUUGCUUUGAGUGAAUGGCUAUGUCCUGCUAAAUUAGUGAAUAAUAUUUUUAGGAGCAAGAUUUAGUAUAAAAUUGAGGCAGUGGUGAGUACUUAAGGUUAAAAUAAUAUGUAAUAGAGUGUGUGUAUAGCGAAUGCUGUCUAAAAGUUGUCUUUGUUUCAACGUGUGUCCUCUCUGCUGCAUGCACACACACACACACACACAUCCUCUGUUCAGCCUCUGGCAGUCCCUGUGCUGGUCCCUGUGCUGACCUGGCCCAGAGUGGGAGUGUUUAUAGAAAAGGAGGGAUGGCAGAGUGCUAUGGCUUAUUGGCUACAGUGGGGAUAAAGGUACCACCAACAGCUGUUUGGGUUUCCAAGGAGCCAGGUAUUCCGGCCUAAAAUCAGGCACUUCAUUCUUUCCUCUUCCCCCUCCUCAUUAACCACUGCUGCAGUGUCCUCAUGUCAGCUCACUUAACAAAGGGAUUUCACCAUGGAAGUCCAGCUCUAGAGAGUAAAGCAGUGCUCGUAAACUGCUUUGUAAAGCUGCCAGCACCUAUGGGGACCCAUGUGGGUCUGUUGAGCUUUUAUAGGUGUGCCCUGGAGCCACUUCAGGUUUCUGAGAUUCACUUUUUUCCUUAAAAAUACUGAAGAAAUUCACCUGGCCUCUUUGUGACUGCGUGUUUGUGUACACGAGGCCAUAGGUGAACACAGAGGUGAUGUUUAGUGGAAUCCCAACAUCUGGAAGUUUCUGGGCAUGGGUGAUUCUGACAAGAGGAGGGAAUAUUCCUGGUGACCGUUCCUGGCACGUUUACCUGUUGCAGGACAGAGCUGAGCUGUUACCGUGACAAUCUCUGCCUCCUUGCUGUGUAUGUUUAAGUUUGGAUGUAGACACUCGGUCUCCAGGACUGUUAACCUUGUAUGUCCUCCAUGUUCUCCGCUUCCAUCUCUCCCUCUUGCCGUCUCCUCUUCUCAAAAGUAGCAAUAUUUAAGUGUACUUGCUGAACGCUCAACUUCAGAUCAGUUUUCUGUAAAACUAUGCCAUUGAUGAACAACAGGAGGAGCCAGUCCUAGAGGCUUCUUCACCAGACUUGGACUUCCUGCCAAACAGCUGCCCAGAACUCUUAACAGAAAUUCAAAGAGGAGAAAUCCAGAGGUGUUUCUGCCUGCCUCUCUUGGAUGCCAGCUUGGGAAACGAGGUCAGUUUCACGUACAUCAUUCCCCUCUGAAGCACUUAAGAGAUUUCUUCCUGCACUGUGUAGAUGAGGCUUAGUCCAUGAUCCAAAGCACAGCGGUUUGGGUCACACUUUGACUGAUGCUUCAGAGUUUUACAGACUCACUUAGGGAACUUGAGGGAAUCAAUACUCAGGAAUCCUAAAGCUGGUUGCAUUUUGUGUCAUUGACUCUUGUGGGUUGAACACACUGUGGCCUCGCAGGCGGCUGAAGAGAGGAGUGGGUGUGUCAUCAAUGGGAUGUGGUUCUGCCCAAAGUAAUACACACUUGAUUCUUUUUUUGAUUUUUUUUAAUAUUGGGGGACUGUUUAUCAACAAAUUAUGUGUAAAAAAAUUUGAUAUUUAAAAAAAUGAAUAAACACUUUAUCAUAAUG